UGACGGUGUGUAUCCGGAGAGCAGCAAUCAUUUAUAAAAAUCCACGAAGAAGAGUUGAUGGCGUUUUCCUGGGCGGAUGGCCUACUAACUCUGGAUCUAGCCCGUCAAAACUGCAUUGUAACGAGAGGAACGUGGGAUAAACGUUUGCUGUUCAGCUUGUAUCACUGUGUCUGAGACUUGAACUGGCCAAAGAGAGAAAUCUGCUGUUCCCCUCCCUGACUUACUGUUCCAGACCUCCUCUGAAACGUAUCUGUCACCAUGAAUGAAGUUCAUAUCGUCAGAGAGGGUUGGCUUCAAAAAAGAGGUGAAUAUAUCAAAACAUGGAGGCCCAGGUAUUUCAUCUUGAAGAGCGACGGUUCUUUUAUCGGCUAUAAAGAGAAGCCAGAUUUAAAUGACCAGACUUCCCCGCCACUCAACAACUUCUCAGUCGCAGAAUGCCAGUUAAUGAAGACUGAAAGACCCCGGCCCAAUACAUUUGUCAUCCGCUGCCUACAGUGGACCACUGUCAUUGAACGUACUUUUCAUGUGGAAAGCAAUGAGGAGAGAGAGGAAUGGAUGCGGGCUAUCCAGUCUGUGGCAAAUAGUCUGAAGAUGCAGGAACAGGAGGAGGAGGAGGAGGAACCAAUGGAUGUGUUCGGCUCACCAAGCGAAAGUAGCUUAGAGGAGAUGGAAGUGGCUAUGUCUAAGAGCCGCAACAAAGUGGUUGUCUAUGCUUUAUCGGGGGUGGAUGAUCAGCUGGAGUUUCAGGUCCAGACUCCAACGAUGAUUGACUUCGAGUACCUGAAGCUUCUCGGCAAGGGCACUUUUGGGAAGGUGAUUCUGGUCAAAGAGAAGUCCACUGGAGUACAUUAUGCAAUGAAAAUACUGCGCAAAAUGGUCAUAAUAGCCAAGGAUGAAGUGGCCCACACAGUUACAGAGAGCAGAGUGUUGCAGAAUACAAGACAUCCUUUCCUCACGACACUGAAAUAUGCCUUCCAAACCCAUGACCGGCUCUGUUUUGUAAUGGAAUAUGCCAAUGGAGGCGAGCUCUUCUUCCACCUGUCACGAGAACGAGUGUUCACAGAAGAACGGGCACGCUUCUAUGGUGCAGAGAUCGUUUCAGCACUUGAGUACCUCCAUUCACGUGAUGUGGUUUACCGUGACCUGAAGCUAGAGAAUCUGAUGCUGGACAAAGAUGGACACAUCAAAAUCACUGAUUUUGGCCUUUGUAAAGAAGGCAUUACUCCAGACGCAACCAUGAAAACAUUCUGUGGAACUCCUGAAUAUCUGGCACCUGAGGUCCUAGAAGAUAAUGACUACGGCCGUGCAGUGGACUGGUGGGGUCUGGGUGUAGUUAUGUAUGAGAUGAUGUGUGGCCGUCUGCCUUUCUACAACCAGGACCACGAGCGUUUGUUUGAGCUCAUCCUUAUGGAGGAGAUCCGUUUCCCCAGGAACCUGUCACCUGAGGCCAAGUCCCUCCUGGCUGGCCUGCUCAAGAAGGACCCCAAACAGAGGUUAGGUGGAGGUCCCAAUGAUGCAAAAGAAGUAAUGAGUCACAAAUUUUUCAUCACAAUUAACUGGCAGGAUGUGGAACAGAAGAAGCUGACCCCACUCUUCAGACCACAAGUGACAUCAGAGACAGACACCCGGUACUUUGAUGAGGAGUUCACAGCACAGACCAUUACACUCACUCCCCCAGACAAGUAUAACAGUCUUGACUGUGAGGACCCCAGCCAGGAAGCACAUUUCCCUCAGUUCUCCUAUUCUGCUAGUAUAAGAGAGUGAUGGCAUCUCUGACCCCCACCCCAACUCACAACCACACACAGACACACACACACACACAAACACCAAAAUACAAAAGGUAUGAAUACCUUGGCCACAUCCCCUACAGCUGAAGAAAAACAAAACAAAAAACUGAAAAGCAGAACCUCCAUCUUUAUUGACAUUUUGAUGUGUCACAGGAUCUAAGUGCCUUGACUGGUGGCCAUAUUGUUGUGUAGAACGCCCCUCGUCCACACUACCAACAAAGCCUGGUCACAGUGGCUGUACUGUAUCAAAUUGGACUUCAGUACCUCACUGGCACAACUCAACAACCCAGCUGCUGCGUUUUUACUUCAAACCACUAAACACUUUGGACACUUGUCUUAUUAUAGUCUUUUUUAAAUGCUAUACAGUUCCUUCAUGACAUUUUCAAAUGCUGUUCUUCAGAGGUGUGUGUGUGCGUGCGUGCGUGCGUGCGUGCGUGCGUCUUGAAAAACGGGGCAACAAAUUCAGACUGAAUUGUUUAAUCAGAGUGAGCCUGCGAGGGAGUGAGUUUUGUGUAUCUUUGUAUAGCGUCUGCCAGAUGUGCAUCAAGAACAACAACCCAAUGCAUGACACGUGAUGAUCAAAGUGUUUUCAUGAAAAAAAAAAUUUGGUAAAAUGAAAGUUAUGGGUGACAGAGGUUGUCUUUUUUAAACUGUAUGCAAUGAAAACAAAUUCUUUGUAUAUUGGUUUGCUGUCAUCGCAGAAUGUUAUUUUUUGCAAGUAGAUCUGUCAAGGGUGACAGCAAUGAACGGUAAUUGGGAACGCCUUCAUGUAUAAGCUGUAUAUGCUAUUUUGUAAAAAAUUCUCUCAAAUCUGACCCAUUUUUGAUUUUUCUUGAUCAGCAAAAUACACACAAUCCAUCUGCUUUUAGAGGUUCAUUAAGUACUUAGUGAUUUAGAACAAAGAUAAUUACUUUCAGAUGACCUAUGUUUAUAAUGUAGCUGUAUGUUUUCUGUGUUCAUGUCACUUUGUGUCUGUUACCCUGAGAAUCCAAACUUGUGUCAUUUACCAAAAUCUGUCAUGAAAUGUCUUCUGAGAUAGCUUCUGACUCAAAUCAACAUUUGGCCAGUUUUAUACUACUUACAUACAACCAAGUUCUUGUGCAGCUUUAUAUUUAAGUAUACCACAUUUUAUAACAUUUCAGAAUAUUGAAUUUUGUUGUUAAAUAAUGAAAACUAUAGAAACACUCAAAAUUAAGUACCAAAAGCAAAAUACUAGUCAGCUGUUGUAUUAGCAGUACUGUUGAAAUAUGUUAAGAAAAACCUGAGGCUUGUUUUAUCACCAAAGCUGAGUUCACAGUGCUAUCAGACAUGUUUAGAUGUAUUGUCUUUCCUCUCUUAGCCUCCAAAGUUAAGUGAGUAAUAUUUCUAGUUCACUCACAAAUGUUAGAUCUUAUUGUUGUAGCCUUUUAAUAAAACUUUCCUCAGAUCAGAACUCUCCAUCUUUUACUUAAUUUAUUGGAGAUUUUACAAGUUUUAUACUGUUGCUGAGAGUUCACACAUUUUAAUGUCCUCCUGGUAUCCGAGUCAUCUUUGUCAUUUUUAUCCUAAAUCUUUCUUUGAUUACAGUGUUACAUCUGAACUGUUGCUGAUUCUCACACAUCAGUUUUCCACUAGAUGCAUCAAGAACAUGGUUCAUUGUAAAUGUUGAGUUUGAGUGCAAUGGUGAUCUGCAAAGAUAUAUUUUAAUCAGUUCAAUUCUUCACCUUGGCCAUAUUAAAAUUAGGUGGAUGAGUGCAUCAUUGUGAUUUUUAACACUGAGUGUAGUACCAUACAUUAAAACUUGCCCAACAUGGUAUUUGUGCUGCAUUGUUGAGUCACCCAUAAUAAAAAAGAACUGAUGCAGACAA
Molecule: messenger RNA, 3634 nt
Organism: Acanthochromis polyacanthus (spiny chromis)
Lineage: Eukaryota; Metazoa; Chordata; Actinopteri; Pomacentridae
Product: RAC-beta serine/threonine-protein kinase-like
Exons: 15
Coding region: 259-1764 (501 amino acids)
Biological process (GO): protein phosphorylation
Molecular function (GO): ATP binding; protein serine/threonine kinase activity
Source: RefSeq, a predicted model, not a curated record